UCAAAGGGGAAGUAUCAUAUGUUUCUGACACCAUUGUAAUGGGAUAGAUUCCAGUUGUUAUGUUUUUGAUUCAGUUGGCUGUAUGUCAUGUGCUUAACAGUACUGAAGGGAUGAAGAGAAGCACUUUAUUUUUUUCUGUUCCUAUAAAAACAAAGUCUGAUCCAUAAAGAGAAGACAAAGAGUAAAGCAAAUGAAUUCAUGGGCACACUUGGUAAUGUCAUCAAAGGUUUUUUAAACCUAGAAUUCAGUAGCAAAUAAAUUAUUUGUUUUCAAGAGAUAAUAGAACAAGAGUGGCCUCUUAGGAAGAUACCCAAGUAUUUAAAGCUUCCAGUCCUCCCAGUUUGUAAUCUGGAGUAAAGCAAUACAGGAGUUUGCCUAGAGCAGUAACAAACCUAAUGUAAACUAUUUUGUUCUACAUUAGAUCCUCAGACUGCUUUUCUAAUAAAAUUGAGGACGAAAUCUGUGGUUCAGCAACAGAUCAAGGGCUGACACAAUGGAGUUGUCCUUUUUCAGUUGUGAAGAAGAUUCAACAUCAGACUGGCCAUUCUGGUUCGAUGAGGAGUCGACUGACCAGCUCUCUGCUCCGUCAGGAAGUUUUGUAGAUAACUAUUCUUAUCUUGCAGGUGAAGGGUCUUCUGGGAUGCCUACUACUAGUCAAUCCUUAUUUCUAGAUGUGCAAAUACCACUCCUAGACUUAGGUGGGCAGAUUCAGCCGUUUGAGGGUAGUGCUGAAUUGGACAGCUCCUUGUUGGUUCAAUCCGAUGAUAGUGAUUUACAGCAUAAAUUUCAUAGAUUCCCUCCUGCUCAUCCUUACAGUAUACAACGACAUGCUGCCAACAUUAGAGAAAGAAAGCGGAUGCUCAGUAUCAACUCUGCCUUUGAUGAACUCAGAGGCCAUAUACCUAUGUUCCCUUAUGAAAAGCACCUCUCCAAAAUUGACACCCUGCGACUGGCCAUUGCAUAUAUUGCACUGCUUAGUGAUAUCUUGACUUCAGGAUCCGACCCCAAAUCCUAUGUGCAGAAAUGUAUGAAAAAUGGAUAUAAGGGUAAUCAGGAUGCAAUCUGGAACACAAGUGAUCUAAUAGCCCGCUUGUCCUGGGUGAAAUGGAAUUAAGAGAUACCCUGUAUACAAGGGAGUGGGAAAGGAUCUUCUUCAAAGGAUUUGGCAGCUUUACACCAUCAGUCACAUUCCCAUCAUCCAUAAAAGUACAAUCGUGAUUUUAUUUCUCUUAGAAUUCAUUGGAUCUGGACAUGAACAACUAGCAGUGCUUGUACAAAUACCAGGGUAAAUGCAUCUCCAGCUUAUGCCACUUUAAUGCAUAAGCUGACCUGUCUGAACCUAUCUCCCUUUAUGAUCCAGUACAAUUGUUAAAAUCUUUUGGAGAAGCCCUGCUCUCAGUCCCACCCCAUCACAGGAGCAAUUGAUGGGAAUGAGAGACAGGGCCUUCUUGGUGGUGGCCCUUUGGCUGUGGAAUUCCCUUCCCAGUAACAUCAGAACAACACCCUCACUCUUAAGCUUUAGGAAACAAAGCUCAGCUGGUACUAGACCUCUGAUAUGUUUUAAUCAUCUGAAAUAUUAUUUAUAAUUGAUAUGUAUAUGUUUUUAUAGUUUUUAAUAUUGUGUUUUACUGUUAUUGUUAUUGUCUGAAUCUGGCAUUGAAUUAUUGCUUGAAUCCCCCUACAGAAGUGGGAAGGGUGGGGUAUAAGUUCAGCAAAUAAACAAAGAAAUAAAUGCUCAUUUUAAAUGUAUCGAAAUGUGUUUUGGCAUCAUGUCUAAAAAAAUGGAAUAAUCUUAGCUGAUUAUCUUCAUAAUGGUAGGACAAUGAGGUACAUGUUCUAAAUGUUUAGAAACUGGAAGCCAAAAUGCUAAUAGUAAUACAAAGUUUGUUCAUAAAAAACUGAUAUCAUAGGCUAGAACCCACCACCUUAAUAGAGCCCUGGUGUGCCUUCCAUGGUCAGUAUGUCACAGUAUCUUUUGAUUUCCAUUGAUUCAGCUACAUAUAGUGUUGCCCCUCUCCCCCAUGUACAUGAAUUUUGCACCCACAGAUUCAACCAUCCAUAGCUGUCAUAAUUUCCGAUGCUUACAAGUACAUCUGGACUUCUAGGCCAUCCAUAUACUGCUGUUAAUGUUGUUGUGUGACUUCAAGACAUUUCUGACAUAC
Molecule: messenger RNA, 2162 nt
Organism: Anolis carolinensis (green anole)
Lineage: Eukaryota; Metazoa; Chordata; Lepidosauria; Squamata; Anolidae
Exons: 2
Coding region: 494-1114 (206 amino acids)
Biological process (GO): regulation of transcription by RNA polymerase II; developmental process
Molecular function (GO): DNA-binding transcription factor activity, RNA polymerase II-specific; RNA polymerase II transcription regulatory region sequence-specific DNA binding; protein dimerization activity
Source: RefSeq, a predicted model, not a curated record